Molecule: messenger RNA, 1000 nt
Organism: Asparagus officinalis (garden asparagus)
Lineage: Eukaryota; Viridiplantae; Streptophyta; Magnoliopsida; Asparagales; Asparagaceae
Product: heat stress transcription factor C-1b-like
Exons: 2
Coding region: 134-928 (264 amino acids)
Biological process (GO): regulation of transcription by RNA polymerase II
Cellular component (GO): nucleus
Molecular function (GO): DNA-binding transcription factor activity; RNA polymerase II cis-regulatory region sequence-specific DNA binding
Source: RefSeq, a predicted model, not a curated record
AUAGUGGAUCUUGCCUUCCUAACCUCUUACUCAUAUACAUAUAAACAUAUCACACUAACAGAGCAUAAUAUCUUUUAUGUACCGCACAUAUAAAUAUAUGCCUCUCUUUCUUCCAGUCGUUUAGGACUCAAUAAUGGACAGCAACAACAGUAGUCCGAACGUUGAAGUACAGGUGGCGCCUUUUGUGGCCAAGACGUACCAGAUGGUGUCCGACCCGCGGACGGACGGUUUGGUCCGGUGGGGGAGAGAGAACAAUAGUUUCGUAGUGUUGGAUCCUGCUGACUUCUCUCUGUUUCUUCUUCCUGCUUAUUUCAAGCAUAGCAACUUCUCCAGUUUUGUUCGGCAGCUAAACACUUACGGAUUCAGAAAGGUUGACCCAGAUCAUUGGGAAUUUGCGCACGAAUCUUUUCUCCGAGGCCAAACACAUCUAUUACCCCUAAUCGUCCGUCGAAAGAAGAAAAAAGACGAGAUAUGCGACAAGAAACCAGGAGUCGAAGACGAUGAAGAGGAUCAUGAGGAGACUUUACUUAAAGAAGUGGGACAGCUAAGACGAGAGCAAAGGGCGCUUGAGGAUGAGCUAGAAGGAAUGAACAAGCGACUCCAAGUGACUGAGCAAAGGCCUCACCAAAUGAUAUCAUUCCUUGUGAAAGUCGCCCAGGAUCCUGACUUGCUCCCUAGGCUCAUCCUCUCCAAAAAGGAGCAAAAUCAAGAGACUAAGAAACGGCGACUACUAUCUGAUUCAAUUCACUCUCUUCCACCGCUUCCACCAUCAUUUGAUGAUAGUAGCGCAAAUGAGAUGGAUUCUAUGAGUAUUGAGGAUCAAAUUGGUUCCGAAAAGGAUCAAGUUGUGUUAUUACCGGAGUUUGGAGGUCCGGAGACAGAUACGGUAGCUUAUCCGUUUUCAUUACUGGGCCAUGUAUUUUUCUAGUUUAACUUCAUGAGUUAAGUUUUAUUCCUUGGAUGUUUUAUUAAGAGAUUGUUAUUAACAUCAGUUUUUUUU